This is a messenger RNA of Penicillium lagena, 1764 nucleotides long. RefSeq names its product amino acid permease GAP1. NCBI's taxonomy places the organism in Eukaryota, Fungi, Ascomycota, Eurotiomycetes, Eurotiales, Aspergillaceae. Gene Ontology annotation, cellular component: membrane. Gene Ontology annotation, biological process: amino acid transmembrane transport. Gene Ontology annotation, molecular function: amino acid transmembrane transporter activity. The record is from RefSeq and is a predicted model, not a curated record. The coding region runs from base 1 to 1764 and encodes 587 amino acids. The transcript is spliced from 3 exons.
AUGGAGGAGAAAAAGGUCAUCACAGAGUCGAAGACGGCCGUCGCAGAGCCGCCCCCAGCUUAUGCCUACGGCGACUCCGAGCCCACUCGCGGCACGCUGAGGGAGCGCAUCGUCGAUAGCUUCAGGCGCGACCCCAAUGCGCAUGUCACCCAUGGGGGUGCGGAAGGCGCCGAUGGAGCGGGCUUCGAUAUCGAGAGUGCCGCGCAGAACACUGCCAACUCUCCGCUGCAGCGCAAGCUGAAGUCUCGUCACCUGCAGAUGAUUGCCAUCGGUGGUUCGAUCGGUACUGGUCUGUUCGUGGGUUCGGGAUCGGUGCUGGCCUCGGGAGGUCCGGCCUCAGUGCUCAUCGCCUACUGUCUGAUCGGAAUCAUGCUUUACUGCACCGUCCACGCGCUGGGCGAGAUGGCCGUCCUCUUCCCCGUCGCGGGUUCCUUUGCCCACUACUCGACUCGGUUCAUUGAUCCCGCCUGGGGCUUUGCCAUGGGCUGGAACUACGCGCUGCAGUGGUUGGUGGUCUUGCCCCUGGAAAUCGUUGCUGCGUCCAUCACCAUCGGUUACUGGAACUCCCCGGUCAACAAUGCCGCCUGGGUCGCCAUCUUUUGGGUGUUGAUUGUCGGCAUUAACAUGUUUGGUGUGCGAGGCUACGGUGAAGCCGAGUUCGUGUUCGCCAUUAUCAAAGUCACCGCGGUCAUUGGAUUCAUUAUUCUAGGAAUUAUCAUCGACUGUGGUGGUGGUCCCGUAGGAGGUUACCGGGGCGGAAAGACCUGGAUCAACCCAGGUGCCUUCCACGACGGCUUCAAGGGACUUUGCAGUGUCUUUGUCAACGCUGCCUUCGCCUUCGCUGGCACUGAGCUGGUCGGUCUGGCUGCGGCCGAGACGGCCAACCCGCGCAAGACUCUACCGACUGCUGUCAAGCAGGUGUUCUGGCGGAUCACUCUCUUCUACGUGGUCUCUCUGACUCUCGUCGGCCUCCUUGUUCCAUACACCAAUAAGAAGCUUAUUAGCGGCAGCUCUUCGGAAGAUGCCCACGCUUCGCCGUUUGUCAUUGCCAUCGAAUCCGCUGGUAUCGAUGUUCUGCCGUCGAUCAUGAAUGUUGUGAUCAUGAUUGCAGUCUUGUCCGUCGGCAACUCCUCCAUUUACGGCUCGUCCCGUACCCUCGCUGCUCUCGCCGAACAGGGCCAGGCUCCGCGAAUCCUGGCGUACAUUGACCGUAAGGGCCGUCCUGUCUUCGCCAUUAUGUUCGCCUCUCUUCUGGGUCUGCUGUGCUUCCUUGCCGCGACCCCCAAGGAAGUCUUGGCCUUUGAGUGGAUGAUGGCCCUGUCGGGUCUGUCUUCGAUUUUCACCUGGGGCUCCAUUUGCAUGAGCCACAUCCGCUUCCGCCGCGCAUGGAAGCUGCAGGGCCACAGCACGGACGAACUGGCCUUCAAAUCGCAGGCUGGUCUGAUUGGCUCGUGGGUCGGGUUCCUCUUCAACUGCCUCGUGCUCAUCGCCCAAUUCUGGAUUGGCGUCUGGCCGUCUGGCUACGUUUCUUUGAGUGCGUCGAGCCGAGUGAAGGUGUUCUUCGAGGCCUAUCUGGCUGCUCCCGUUGUGAUAGCCUGCUACAUCCCCUACAAAAUUUACUACAGGACCAAGUUCCAGCGCUCCGCCCGUAUCGACCUGGUCACCGGUCGCCGGGACCUGGAUGUCCAGCAUCUGAUUGACCAGGAGAGGGCCGAGCAAGCCCAAUGGCCUGUCUGGAAGAAGUUCUACAAAUUCUUCUGCUAG